This is a messenger RNA of Anthonomus grandis grandis, 1540 nucleotides long. It is a transcript of the gene temp, whose product is annotated as protein prenyltransferase alpha subunit repeat-containing protein 1. The transcript is spliced from 3 exons. Gene Ontology annotation, cellular component: cytoplasm. The record is from RefSeq and is a predicted model, not a curated record. Gene Ontology annotation, biological process: protein prenylation. Gene Ontology annotation, molecular function: protein prenyltransferase activity. NCBI's taxonomy places the organism in Eukaryota, Metazoa, Arthropoda, Insecta, Coleoptera, Curculionidae. Bases 111 to 1385 code for a protein of 424 amino acids.
UAAUUGAUGACGUCUCGUUUUCAAAAAUCACUGAUAUCACUCUUAAUUGGCUAAUAAUUUAACCAAAAUAAAUAAUCAAAACAUUAAUGUGAGUUGUUAAUUUUAAAAAAAUGGAGUAUGGCCCGAUGUCAGAGCGCAUUUUACAGUCUAUAGAGCAAAUAAUCGAAGACGAUAUUUACUUGAUUGAUUUUUCGUUAAUUCACACAGACGACAACACAAAGAACAAGAGCCCUGUCAUACACCAAAAUCACCAUUUAGGUCUGGAAACGUGGUGCACAAAAUAUGUGUACGAGUAUGUAUGUUCCAGACUGUUUAAAGUCAGGAGAAGUUUGAUGAGAGGCAAAAUGAACCAUGUAGAGAAACGAGAGCUAAACCGCCUUAUUGCUGGAGCUUUAUUUAUUAAUCCUGAUGUUUCCACUUUUUGGAAUAUGAAGCGAGAGCUUGUGGUUACAAAUGUUGUUUUUUCUUAUGAAGAAUUUAAAUUCAGCAAAUUAGUUUUGACCAGGAAACCAAAAUCAAAUGAAGCCUUCUCUUAUCGUCGAUGGCUCAUAGACCGAUUCUUAAACAAACUCUCUAAAAUUGGCGUAAGCCCCAAUAUAAGUGUACUAGAAACAGAAUUAUCAACAUGUACCAUUACUGCAGGUAUGACUCCUAACAAUUAUCAUUCAUGGAACCAUCGGCAGUGGUUUGUCUUGAAACUUGAAAAUCAUUUUCCUGACCUCAUUUCACAAGAAUUAAGUUUCAGUGAGCAGUGGAUAAGCAAACAUGUGUCGGAAAACACUGGAUAUCAUUAUAGACAGUUUUUGAUAGAAAGGGUGAAGGAAAAGGGGUGUAAUGUCUUAUUGGAGGAUCAAUAUCGAAAAGUUUUGGUGCAAUUAAACAUUUUGGGUGAUGGAGAGAGAGUGCAAAUGCUUAAUUAUUUGUUGGGACAACCAGAUAAAAGUUGUUGCUUAGACAACCUCGAGAUGGUCAUGAAUUACAUUAUUUUACUCCUACAUGAGAUCUUGGUGGUUAUAGAAACUAUUGAUAAGGUCUAUGUUGAGCAUGAAUCCUUAUGGUUGCACAGACGCUUUGUUUUGCAAAAACUCUUGGAAGUUUCCACCAAAUAUCUUGGGGAGAACAUAAUGAAGCCAAAAAUCCCUGAAUGUGUUACAAAAGCCAAUAUAAUCCAAUCCCUUUCUGAGGACGAUUACUCGAAAAAAGAACCAAAGAUCUUCAAAAGCCAACCCAGCAGGUUCCAAAGUACAAAUCUAUACAGAAUAAUUUCUGAAUCUGAAAAGGGGUUUUUGAGUAAAAAUAGCUCUGGCAGUGCUGUACAGACGGACUUGGCCAACAGGCACCAAAAGUGGGUGAAGUAUAUCCUGGGAUUCGAAACUAGUGCGUGAGUAUUUAUAAGAAAAAUGUGUGUUUUUGUGAGUAAUUUAGUCACUAAAGUAUAAUAUUGUACCUGUCUUUGAAAAUCCUUUAAGCAUUAAAAUAUGUUUUAUUAAGUAUUACUUUUAAAGGGAGUUAAAAUGUAUUAUAGAUCCUUUAUUGAAAA